Messenger RNA from Doryrhamphus excisus (bluestripe pipefish), 2040 nucleotides. RefSeq names its product endonuclease, polyU-specific 2 (gene endou2). Gene Ontology annotation, molecular function: RNA endonuclease activity. The record is from RefSeq and is a predicted model, not a curated record. Lineage: Eukaryota; Metazoa; Chordata; Actinopteri; Syngnathiformes; Syngnathidae.
UUAAUUUAACUUUUAAUUUAAAACUAUUAAUAAAACGGCAAAUAAUAAAAACUAUAAAUACUAAAUACAACAUAUUGCGCAACUGCAGGGUCUUGAGACACAUGCUAACUCGCAAACUAGAGAGCUAGCGACCUAAACAGUAGCCUUCAAGUUAUUUCCUUUAAACUUAAAUAGCCCAAAAACUUACCACUUCCACACGGAUAGGUACUAGGAUAGGUACUAACUAUUAACAGUUAUUUAACCUUUAACAUGAACAUUAAUCAAACGUAAUAAUUUUUUCUGGGUACAUGAUACCAUACAGCAUCCAUAUCAAACUUGCGCGGACCGCACUAACAUUCAACUCAAGGCCGGGGCCUCAAACUAGUGUCCUGCGGGCCACAUUUGGCCUGCGGGCCGUGUGUUUGAGACCCCUGAUGUAAAAUGUAUAUUAUUAAGAACAUAUAGUACUUUAACCAAACAUUAAUUUAUCAUUUGUUAGUGCAUCUAAAAGGGCCAGUCACCCAAACGGACGAUUUGAUGACCCACGAUGACACGAUUGUGUAGCUUUACGAGAACGUACCCGGGGCCCUCCUCUCUUGCACAGAGGCGUCUUGUAACCUGCGGCGUGACCCAUAUUUAGGUUGUAAUCCAGGUAGCGGUGCCGUGUGACACCAGCGGGAGAAACAAUGAAAUACUAAAGAAACAAAAGAGGCGCACGUUUUUAGCCUGAGAUUGAAAAGAGACGACAACAUUGUGUAAUCCCUUUUGGCUAGAGUUGCUGACAGGGGAUAACCCUUUAAAAUGGCCCCCCUCUCUCCUGUCCCCCCCGCCCCUCUUGUCCAGCCCCUGUCUUUCUCCACACAGGCUGACUGACUGCCCUAAAGACACCUACUCUCACUAACCACAGGGAAUCAUCACCAGCAUCACCAGGAUCAACGGCGCCUUUGGACCAUCACCCGGUCUUCUGUCGUCCUCUGUGAAGCAGGACAGCGCUCCCCACGGGAGAGAGGUAUACAACAAACGUUUUAUUUUUAACAAUUCCGUAUCUGAGAAGCGCGCCUGUAGCUCCGUCGUCUCUUAAGCGGGAGAAGAGAAAGCCGAGCGGCCGUAUCAUGAUUCAGACUGAACGAGAGCUGUCGGCCAUGGUGCAGGAACUAUGGGACAACGACGUCAACAGACUACGACCCGGGAAGGACUACAGGAUCUCUCUGCAGGGCAAAGCUGGAGACAACAUGGCCAUCAAUGACGACAACAACGAUGGAGCAGGAUAUCCUCUCUUUAAAUUUGUGGACGAGAAUAUUUUCCAAAAGGAGACUUUUUUAGCCUUUAUCUCCUUGUUGGAUAACUAUGAGAGUGACACCGGAGAGCCAGAAAUUGUGACUCCAGAGGAAGUGGCAGAGAACCACAAAUUCCUGGACUCCAUUGUUCAAACUCCCACUAUGAAGAUAGCUCAUAAAUACCUCGUAGAGAAGAAGCUCUCUCCACAAGAUAUGACGCAGUUUAAGGAGCAGCUCUACAGGAUCUGGUUUGAACUCUAUGCAAGGAGAGGAUCCAGCAGGCCGGACUCCUCAGGGUUUGAACACGUCUUUGUUGGAGAAACCAGAGGAGGAAGAACGGUUAUUGGCUUUCACAACUGGAUCCAGCUCUACCUGCAAGAGAAGCUGGGACACAUCGACUAUAAAGGAUACAGCGUCAAUGCAAACUCACCGCAGCCCGAUGAGAACAAGCACAUUUUGGCUCUGCAGUUCAGCUGGAAGAACGGCAUCAAGCCCAAGGGCAGCAUCUUCAUCGGCGUCAGUCCAGAGUUUGAGUUCGCCCUGUACACUCUGUGUUUCCUCACCUCGCCCAACGAGCGUGUCAAAGUCCAGUUCAGUUUCUAUGACGUGGAGAUUGUCUGCCACCACUACAACCAAAAGCACAUAGGGACCACUUACCCUGUGCUCCUUAAGUACCAGAACAACACCUAAGAAUGUCAAUUUAUAGCUUGAGCUUGCAUGCAAAAAAUGUACAGGUACUGUUGUUGUCUUUUUAUUUUACAUGAAGAUGCAAUAAAACCUUACA